Molecule: messenger RNA, 189 nt
Organism: Clunio marinus
Lineage: Eukaryota; Metazoa; Arthropoda; Insecta; Diptera; Chironomidae
Source: the annotation of a GenBank genome assembly
AUGAAAGGAAUUUGUCGACGAAGAUGUACGCUGACUAGAAUAGAAGCGCACAAAACCCAAACAAAACCUGAUAUUUCUAAUAAUGAUGGCGUUGACAGCGUGGAAUUGUGUACGAGGACCUACCUUAACUUGAUGGGCGCUGAUGAAGAAGAAUUUGGCGAAGAAUUUAACUUUGGUAAUGAAGCUUAG